Knipowitschia caucasica is the source of this 783-nucleotide messenger RNA. Lineage: Eukaryota; Metazoa; Chordata; Actinopteri; Gobiiformes; Gobiidae. The record is from the annotation of a GenBank genome assembly.
AUGGCGCCUUCGGCCCCAGAGCUCCGCCCCCGGGCCCCUGCAUGCUCGGACAGUCUCGGACCCGCUGCAGAGAUAAAACAGCAGCUCCAAACAUCGAACUUCCUCGUGAUAAUGAAGCUGGUGGUUCGUGAGUUCCAGGCGUCAGACAGAGACGCCGUGUGUGACCUGUUCAGUGCUGGCAUCAAAGAGCACAUUGGUCCAUGCUUCUACAACGCCAUGAGCAGCCGUGUCCACCUCCUCAUCACCACUGCCCUCUGUGCUGCUGGCUUCUUCCUUGGAUCGUGGCCGGGGGCUCUUCUCCUCCCUGGCCUGUGGCCGAGCAUUGUCUACUACUGCUGCCACGAGCUCUACGCCGGCUACGUGAGGAGCAGACUAGAAUCAGACAUGCAGGACAUCUGUGGCAGCUUCAUGAGUCGGGCUGGAGACUGCUUCUGGGUGGCUGAGGCUGAGGUGGAGGGCCGCGCUCAGAUCCUGGGGACUGUGGCUGUGGUGGAGAGAGAGGAGGGGGCACAGAGGUUUGGGGAACUGUUCAGGAUGAUCAUCUCUCCUUCAUGUAGGCGCAUGGGCUUAGGCCUUAGACUGACACAGACUGUGGUGGACUUCUGUAAGGACAGAGGCUGCUCUAAGGUGGUGCUAGAGACCAGCUCCACACAGACGGCAGCCGUGGCUCUGUACCAGAAAGUGGGCUUUAAAAAAGUCCUUGAGCAUAAACAAACCACGGCUGGAUUUUGGAUCACUCACAUUUCACAAAUAACAGUUUUGCAGAUGGAAAAGUAUUUAUAA